Messenger RNA from Spirometra erinaceieuropaei, 40974 nucleotides. Lineage: Eukaryota; Metazoa; Platyhelminthes; Cestoda; Diphyllobothriidea; Diphyllobothriidae. The record is from the annotation of a GenBank genome assembly.
AUGCUUAGAGUGGCUGACGUCCUUUUUUACUUGGUCUUCGCGUCCUACUCCACAUUUACCAUGCUUGUUCAGUCAGAGUUCGUCUUUCGGGUUCAGGAGGGUAUACCGAACGGGACAGUGAUUGCCUCGGGAUCCGAGCUCAGCGUCUUCUACUACGAACCCAACGUUAACUUGCCAAUAAUUGUCAACCGUGAUGCACCUGGAGCCUCAAGUUUCACAUUUGUCAGACGAACUCGCAGUCCUGGAGCUGCUGCCGAACUGGAGCUAGUGGUUUGCGGUCCGGUAGAUCGUGAAACCAUCUGUCCAACGAAUAAGGGUGGGGCCUCAGAAGACUCCAGCUUCCAUCGUUCGAGCGCUUUUCACAUAGAGGAGAGUGCGCAACACCGUUCACAAAUCAACCCUCUCUUCAAAGCGCAUCCUCGAAUGGGCCCCGCGUUCGGCGGUUUCCUCAACAAUAGCGUUGAAAUAUCGGACUGUGUGGUUACUCUGCGGGUUGCCAAUGGCGACAAGAUUUUUCAUCUAAAAUUGAACAUUUUGGAUGUGAAUGACAGAGCACCGUCAUGGGAAACCUCGGAAUUCCAUAUAUACUUGCGAGAUGGCGAUCCAGCUGGAACCCUUCUCUUUCUGCCCCUCGCCGAGGACCCCGACUCGGGUCCUAAUGGGGAGAUCACCUACAGCCUACAGACGGAAGAUGACUCGCCCUCACUCCCAACUCAGGGUUUUGCUCACCCUACAGAAGAUUUCCGAAAACGGUCGGCAACUGGUCUGUUUGAACUGGUCAAGGAGCCCGAGAUCGCAAUACACUCCGCACAGGGACUUAUGCUGCCUAGGGUCUCAAAUAAGUUGGCCUUACGCCUGAGGACGCCGAUUGAUCGCGAGCAAUCACCCGAAAUCAUUUGCCUGACUUUAGUCGCGCGGGAUGCCGGGAGUCCGAAACCAUUGGAGGGACGUCUAAAAAUAAUAAUAAACGUCACUGACGUCAAUGACAACCCGCCAGUCUUUGAACGACCUCUUUACAAAGUCAACAUGAUCUCAGAGGACACACCCGUCGGCACAACGUUAAUCCAAUUACAUGCUCAGGACAGGGAUACAGGUCCGAAUGCAGAACUUUCCUACCGUCUGGAGGAUAAUGGCCAGCCAGUCAUGGAGUUGAUUGACCACUUCUUCCAAAUCACACAACAUGGAGAAUUGAAAGUACGUAGACGUCUGAACGUGGAUAAGGUAGCUGGCAUGAAAUAUCUUCCGACUUCCACCAUGACCUUCGGUGUGGAAGCUGUGGAUGGGGCUGAUCCGGCCUAUGCACUUACUGGUCGCACAGUUGUUCAGCUCCAAGUCUCUGACACAAAUGACGAAGCCCCCAGGAUUCAAGUAUAUCCUCUUUAUCCGCCAAAAGACGCUCCUAAGCCCAAACCUGGAUCCUCUGUUGACACCACCGCUCAGGAGAACGGCAUGAUGGAACAGCUGUUAGCCCUUGUUGAGGUGACAGAUCCCGAUCUCGAGGGAUUGGACAGCGUCGAUUGUCAACUUAAGGGUCCGAUGGCUGAAUACUUCCAGCUUACUUCCCAGGGAAGCAAUAAAAAUGAGUACUCUCUCCUGACUAAUGCUCAGCUCGAUCGGGAGGCGACGCCUCGCCUUGAAGUCAGCCUCAUUUGUCGUGACUCCGCCGAUCACACGACUCGUCAAGAUAUUGGCGUGAACCUCCUGGACACCAAUGAUAAUGCCCCCGUCUUCGAUAGCCCCACAUACGAACUCUUUGUGAUGGAAGAUGAUGGAGAGGGUGUCAUCAGUGCAGAAGGCUCUACGACCACACGUCGGUUGCGGAGCCUGAGUGGCGAGUUCUCGGUACAUGCUACGGACAGCGACGCCGGGAUCAAUGCACAGAUCAGCUACCGAUUGGAACCGGAUCCAAGUGACCCGGCCUCGGUCAACUACUUUUCCAUCAACCAGACGACCGGGACCCUCUACGCAACUGCUCGUUUGGACAGAGAGAUCAAAAGCUGGCACAAAUUUAUCGUUGUGGCCGUUGACCACGGCACACCAGCCCUUUCCUCCUCAGCAGAGGUCCUUGUCCGAGUGGACGAUGUCAACGACAACGCCCCCCAGUUCAUUCUGCAGACAAACACAGAUUCGGGCUAUGCGUUCAGCAUUCAGGAGAAUGAGUCGCCAGGAAAGUUUGUAGGCACCGUCACGGCGGUCGAUGUGGACGAUAUGCCAAAUCCAGGAGAAAUGCAAUCUGUCCUCGUAUUUCAGAAAGGAGCAAAUCCUGACGAGGUGAAGAUAUCGCCAAGACUGGGUGCGACAGAGAAGAACCCAUCGAAGCUGAUUUAUUCCCUUGGUAGUGAAAAGGAUGCAAUCUUCUUCAGGAUCGAUAAACACACCGGCGAAAUUACGACCAGGUAAGUGCUUGGACCUGUAUGUGUUAGGAAUUAAUUUCAGCAUGAAGCAGCAGUCAGGUGAUUGUGUUUCUGACCGACCGCGUUCUCUUUCUUUAUGCCUCCCGGUUUCUGCUUAAUACGUGUGCGAUAGGAUAUUUACUUUCAGAAGGUCGCAGAGCAACAUAAACGGACCUUAGAGUAAGGGGCACUGUAAACAUCAUGCAAGUAAACGCAUACGCAUGUGCGUGGGAUACCAAAAAAGACAAGAGAGAUGGUAAUGAUCACUUCUGUCUUUUUUACCCUUUCAAAUGUUCUGUGCUCACGAUAAAGCUUAUUAUCAUGAAUAAAUCCAGAUGAGCGUUUCGGUUGAAGUUGAAGGCCAUCUUCGCCGUGAGUUUCAUUGAGGUGUGCUGUAAGCUAGCUUAUAUUUUACGACUGACUGAGAACUUGGUAGAUUGAAUAAACAAAAUAUUAGAUAGAGAAAACGCCUGGUGCCCCUCUCGCUGACGCUUCAAAGGGUAAGCACUUCCCCGUUUUCGUCUCUCUUCCGCCUAGCCGUACAUACCGCAAAGUUAGCUUUGGAUGCAGCGGCCCGUCAGCAACGGCAACACUUUUUAAAUACUGUGAUGCGCGAUACCACCCCAACCUCUAACAGUGGCAGUGUUCCGUUCUGGGGACGCCAGGGCAUUAGCUUCGUGGUUCCCUUGAACGCCUUUCCUUCUCAACCGUGGACGUAUAUCUUCACUUCAACUAAUAAUACGUGCACAUAUGUAGUGUUAUUAUCGACAAAGACUAGGGAGACUGGAAUGGCCAUUUCUGGCUUAUUGGCCGUCAUCAGCCAGUCAUACCCAACCCUGAAGUGUGGAACACCCGAGGCUCGAACCUGCGACCUGUUAGUUAGAAGUCCCCGCUACUAACCGCUGGGUCACGAGCCCGUUGCCCUGUCGGUUUAGAUCGGGAAUAUACAGUGGUAGAGGGGCAUUCACCGAUCGUUUUUACGGAACUCAUUCGUUCCAUUGUGCCUUACGGGCUCUCUCUCGAGCCCAACCAGCAGCCGCACAGCGGCGCAUGAUAUAGGCGGCUCAUAUAUCGGUGAGCACCCCCUACCAUUAUAUAUUCCCGAUCAAAACCGGCAGGGCAACAGGCUCGUGGCCCAGUGGUUAGAGGCGUGGACUUCGAACUAACAGGUCUCGAGUUCGAGCCUCGGGUGUUCCACAUUUCGGGGUUGGGGAUGACUGGCUGAUGACGGCUAAUAAGCCGAAAGUGGCCAUUCCAGUCUCCCUUUUCUUUGUCGGUAAUGCCAUUCUGCCUAUAUAUCAUGCGCCGCUGUGCGGCUGCUGGUUGGGCUCGAGAGAGAGCCCGUAAGGCACAACGGAACGAGUGAGUUCGGUAAGAACGAUCGGUGAGCGCCCCCUACCGGGGCACAUAUUUGUAUGCAUGUACAAAUAAUUGAGGUCCAAAUGCCCCAUCGCGUUUAUCGUCCCUGAAGAAGACAAAGCAGAAGAGGAUGCCAGUUCAUGGACCAAAUUGCAUGUGUACUGACGUUUCGGUAACUCCCUCAUUGUCAUCGUCCGAUUAGUGCGGUUGCUCUUUCCGCUCGUGUUGAGUUAUUUGGUGUCACCGCUCGCCUCGCCUUAUAGCCGUGCUCGAAGCACGAACUUUGACCCGCCUGUUCACAUCUGACUAGCUUUAACUUUUCCGAGGUUGACUGCUGCUCUUGGCUGGGGGCACGAAGUGUAUAUAUAUGUUGCAGGUUUUUUAUUUCCUUAGAGAUUAAUCGCUAACCUGGUGUAAAUUAGCCAGUGAUAUACCUGAUCAGUAACUGAGACCGAAAACACAAACAUGGCUUUCAUUCCUUAGUGAAUAUAUACCCGAUCUGUAGUGACAGAGAAUGGCAGAUGGCGAGACACCGAUGAACUUCGGUUCGAUGAAGUGCUUAUGAGUCAUCUGGUAGACCACAGUGGUAAGGCAUCUGCGUCAUGAGUGUGUGCGUCUGCUGUGUUUUCGGUACCCGCUAGUGGUCAGGGUUAUGAUUAAAUCGAUAAAGGCUAAUAGGCCCAAAAUAAUUCAGCAUCAGUCAAUCCCAAAAAUCUGAAUGGCCAGAAGCUAAUAUGCCAUUCCGAAGCCCUAGGUAUCUUGACGUUAAGUGUUUCCAGAAGGUGGCUUCACUACAUCAAUAAAUACGCACGUGUGUAAGGUCUGGCCCAAUGGCGAAGGUCAGCCAGAAACGAGUAGAUAGGGACAGGGUGUCCGAUCAGUCACCGAGCUCGACUCUUUGUCCAGCCGUUCUGACAUGACGUGCAUAGAUGAAAGAGUAAUGACGAUUCUGUGAAAGUUUCAUUUGUUGUCAUUGAAUUCGAGCUGGAGCCACCCCAGUAUGGCAGUGACAAACUAUCAUCUCGGUGUGUGUAUUUAGUUGUUUGAUCUAUGAACUUUUCAGGUAGAUGCUUGUCAAUUGAAGUGCUGUCGAUCGGCCAUAGAGCCGCGUAUAUCGGUAGCCACACGUGCCCCUAACCUGACUUUUUUGGCUAACCAAAACAGUGGCUGCGUUCUUCAUCCGCUCUCAGUUAUUAACGACAAGUGGGAACCCUGACAAGGUUAAAAUGACUGACGACAAUAGGAAUAUAACGACGGAUGUUUGUACGCUGAUUAAGAGCAUUAUGCGAGUGCCUGAGUAGAAUCUUAGUUCAUACAGCCACCGGAUUGAGCGCAGCCCUGUAGUACAUCUGAGUACGAUGAGGGAAAUAGGUGGGGUUGGUACCCUUCCGUAUGCGCCUACUAAAAAGAAAAGUGAGUAGUGUCACCGUAGUUUCUCCCCUGCCCAUGAUGUAUGACAGGAGGAAUUGGGAGCUCGACUGGUGAGGAUACGUCGCUAGCUCUCGUUCCUGCUCAAGUCUCUUCUUACAGGCCUGAGAAAGCCGCCGCUCGAUUGUUCGUGCCAACGUUUUUUUUUAGCAGAGUGGACUGUCGCGUGAGAACUGCUUAGACCUUUCCCAUACAGAGAGGCACCUUUGCAAGUGCUCAGUCAAGUCGCUUUGAGAAGCGAGGGGUGGGGGCGGCCGCGAUAAUAAGAAAGCAGCCGGACAUAGGGUCGGCAUCGUGCCGACAAUUCCGCUUGACUUCCUAUGAACUCCUGCGACCACAGCUGGAGAGCUGAAGGCGUGCGCUCUAACGGGUGCAGGGACCCGAAGGAGUAAGUCUGCCUCCACCCACCCGAAGUCCGCCUCCCGAUUAGCAAGAAGGGCCUUGGUAUCCGUCUGCUUCCUCUAUCUAAAAGUACAGUGCUAUGUCAGGAACCAGUGAUGAGUGUGAGUAGCAAGAGAAUAAAUGGGCCGAAGUAGAUGGGCUUGCAGUGAAAUUUUGAUGACUCAAGGGGUGCGGCAUCACAACUGCAUGUCUACCCCUUUGCUUUUUUUUAUCGGACCGGAUUUAGCUUCCUUUUAAGGAGCUGCCGAGACAACCAAAUCAUCACUUACACCCUCCUCUUCUCUCUCGCCCACCUAACCCAUAUUUCUCACCUUGACGGAAUUGGAGAUAAAGUGUACAGUGGGAAAUGGCUACUCAGAGUUAACAUGAAAGGCAGUCACUAUGAGGCGAUAAUUCAGAAAGUAGAUAGAGGUCUUGAAUGAGUCAGAUAGAAUAAGAUAACCCAUUUGCCGAGUAACUGGAAAGGAUGUGUUUUAGGAUGCAGUUAAGAGGAGAGACAGGUGAUCGUUAAAACAGGAAUUUUACGCACAUCCAGCAACGGAAAAAAGUAGCUGACGUACAGGCGUUGUAGUUUUAGAGUGCAGUUACAGAACAACUAUGCAUCUAUUAAAAAUAACGGCCUCACUCAUCAUAGGCAUUCGUAUUUGAAUCGACACCCACAUUUGAGACGUUAGUUAUCGCGGCUUCAUAAUCGGUGUUGGUGAUUAGUGUACUGUCUGACUCACCUGUACUAUGAUCGGAAGCAAGAUACAUCCUCGGGGUGAAGUGUCGUUGGCGCAGAUAAAUGGGGGACAAUGAUUCGGCCUCCAGACCAGGCGUGUGCAAUUACAAAAAAGAGUCCCAUGGGAAUUGUAAAUCCCUACCUCAGCCCCCCUCGUAACCUCAUUUAGAGAACCUUCGAGACAAACGUAUGUUCUCCUUGGGGCAGGGGAAGGUUUACAGUAUUUGUGCACGUGAAAGAGUGUCGGGGAGAUUGAGUAAUUCGAAGUAAACGGGGUUGUAAGUUUUGCGAGGCUCCUUGAUAGAGAUUUAAGUGAAAUCAACCUUAAAACUUAUCUUGGAGUUAAACUACUAAAAAGUACGUCCGCCUCCAACUGACUUGUAGUUAAGAUAAUAUUUUUGGCUAGUCAGAUUCAUUCUUAAGUCUUUAGCACCUUACAUUUGUCAUUACAGCGAAACGUUUAUGCUGCGCGCAGAGCCAAAUAACCUUCAGUUCACUGGUGUGCCCUCCACUAAGUCUACUAACCGAUGAUGUAUCCAGCCGCACGCCUCUGACGUAGCAUGCAGUCCACCAAACAGUUAUUUCCCCUUUUCCACGUAUUCUCGACCAAAUAUAUCAACUCGUUAUCUGUCCCGACGAGUUAACACUGUGACAAGAACGAUACCAAUGCCGUUCAGUUGCUAGGCUGAAGACGGUGGCAAUGGUAUGCUGAGAGGGAAGGUAGCAAUAACUCACGUGCAGGUGACAGGAGUGGGAGGGAGGGGGACGGAGUGGACAAAUGAGCGGUCAGCUGUAGUCACUGCCCCCCUGUUCGGCGCAAGCGUGUGGUGUGUUUGGCGCGGUCGGCAGACUGUCAUCGUGACGAUGGUUUCGACUGCGGUUGUGCCUUCCUGACUGACCCCCUAAUUAUGUGGCUGACCUGUUGACGGCCGGGAAACAACUGUUUUAACUCGCUCGCCCCCACCCUCGUCACUGACACACACGCACCGUGUGUGCACACUACAGCAUCGAUUGUGCGGCGUUGCACGAUGCGUCUGCAGGAAAAGAUUUCCUUUAGCUCUCUCUCUCUCUCUCUCAAGUAUAGGGAAAACAUGUCUUGCAAAGUUGGGUCCGGAGGAGAGGCUGUGCUUUCCCUUCCUACAAAACCAACAGGGAAGCAUAGGAGCACGACAGCGUACGUCAGAGGGUUAAAUAUAACUCGGAUAAUGACAUCAAAAAAGAACUAUACAUUAACAGAAAGUAAGCACUGCAGAAUCGGACUGACUCAUUCCGCUAUUAGGUGUUCAAGUCCUGGGCUGACUGCCUCUGAGAGUGGAAAAUAGGAGUGUCCGUAGAAUUGGGUGGCCCGUGAACGAACCGGUCAUAGUGGAGAACACCACCUAGGUCAACAAGUCAGCCUGUUCUCGAGAUACUUGUGUUCUGACUUUUUCAGUGUACCACAUUUUCGCGAAUGUGCUGUUUGGCUGCAGUCGCUCGCAAUUAUCUUUUCUCACUUAAAUUCGAAGGAGGCUUUGGUCUGUUACUUGUUUUGAGCAUUCUGCUCAUUACUAGAAAUGGAAAAAAGCAGGAACGCUUAAAUAAUACGAUGGUUGCUUUUCCUGUCAUAGGAAUUUACGGGCUUAAUUAGGCCGUUCCGACUAGCUUUCUACAAAGCGAUGGAAGAUGUCUACUGAGUGGUAGGAUUUGUGGCGCUUACCCUAUGUGCUUUUCGCAUAAUUCGAGCAAGCGACUAGAAGACAAGUUCUAUAUAUUUGUUUCUCUGUUAAUCCCUGUAUUUGGUACGUGGUAAAUUUACUAGAGAUAAAUUACAAAAUUGACAAUUUCUAUUGGUUCAGAAAACAUUGGAUAUUUUUAAAUAUUCAUCCAACGUCGUUUACCGGAUUUAAUUACUAUUUGACAUACACCGUUCGGUUAACUUACUAAGAUUCGUGUACAUGUUAUAUCUUCUAACCUAUUUUUUACAAGAAUAAACGCGAGUAAAAAUCGAUUCUCGACUAAGAGUGCUCGACUGGAAGUAGGCAGGCUUUUUAGCCAUCUUUAGGGUCUAAUUGUGGGUUUGAAGUUUUAAAUCAAAUCCACGUUUUAUCCGUUGCUAACAAGACAGAACCAUCCAAUCUUCUUUCAGACGGCGGUUGGAUCGUGAAGUCCAGAGUUCUUACAGCUUUCGCGUGCUUGUGAGCGAUGGCGUUCCCAACCCCACAGCAGCUCCUGAUGCUGCUGUACUGACUUCCGCCAGUGGGCCACGGUGGUCCUUUCCAAAAGAACGGGUUCACACGACAGUUACGACUGUCGUUGUCUCCGUUCUCGACGAAAAUGACAACAGUCCCACUUUUAUCCAGCCGAAUUCUACAAAUCACCUUAUCCUCCUCGACCCAACUACCAUUCCCGGCCGAUCUCUCCUGCAGGUAUUAGAAAAAUAAAAAACAUAGGUGAUAACUCAUUUAAACGAAUACUUGCGCAGAGUCCAUAUCACCUGUAAACGUUAAAAGACACAAGACAUUUGGUAUAGACCAUUAAUGCAGUAAUUCAAGUCUCCUUAAUUCGGAGUCUAUUCUUAUUGACGAGUAAGUGAAGGCAAUUUUUGGUUGCAUGGGAGAGGCGUCCACAUAUGUGAUAAAAUUGCAAAAUGGAUUACGCGCCUGGACUUUGAAAUCGGCUGGUAGCGUAUUAAAACAAAUGAUCAGAUGGGCCAAACUCAAAUCUAGGAUACUUCUGGCCUGACUCAUCCACGACUUCAAAUAAGCCAGAAAUAGCCAUUACAAGCUCCUUCAUCUCUACCGGUAAUAAUGCUCAGAACCGAAGAAUGAAGACAGACUUUUUGCACAUUCAAUCCUUAACGACAAUUUGCUUAUCGCCACACAGCCAUCUGGAUUGGCUCUAGACUCAUGUAGGAUGGAAAUACAUAUUUCCAUCUUACAACCACUCUCACGUUACUUUACAUGUUCACGAUCACGGUUGACAGAGGGCAGACCCGGUAGCUCAAGUGGAUAGAGCAAUGCUUUUAAACGCUCAUCUAUUUACUGGGCCCGGGUUUUUAUUUCGGAUGUGACAGCAUCCGGGAUUGGAGCGCGACCGACUGUUGGUGUCUAUAUGCCGCUAUGUCUGGGGUCCACCUCUAGCAAGAAUAGUUUUCAAGACCAUCGGGUGUAAUCAACCCGAUUGAUGUAUUGCCGUUUUACCUGGGGGUUUGGUUGAUAUGAUGCGCCUCUGUUGGUCGUUAAUAAUCCUUUGAGCUACUGUUUUUGCCAGAAUAAAGCUAAGCAGUCCAACAUGUGCAGUAGUUAACUAGCUAAUCCGUGCCUUAUCCACUGCGACACUUCUGGUUUGAUGGCUGUGACUGCUAAUCAUGUCUCAGAUUUAAUCUGCUUCACUCCAAUACUUCGGAGUGGACAAGAGAAAUAGAAUCCUUCAAGCGUCAUCUUUCAUUAAAGUUUCAAGAAAUUCUGAACUUCUUAAACCUUUUUUUAUCAGAGAAGGGACCAAAGAGUUCUGCCGUUCUUUAAUAGCACUCCACAUACCCAAUACCAUAGUUAGAAUCCUUCUUUGGGGCUGAUCAGGAAGAAUAGGGGAGGCCACACAGGCAGAAAGCAUGCCUUCAGAAUAGGCGUCAACUGCUCCCCUUCCUCAUUCUUGCGACAUUUCAACCGUGCGAAUUAUUAGUUACGCCCUCCAGGAGGAUAAAGUUAUUGUUAUUGUUUUUCGCUCCUAACAGACCGCUCGGGCUCUACCAGUUUUCUUCUUAUUCCUUGUUCAUGAAUACACCCAGAGUUGAGACAUUCAUUUUGAUUCAUGAAACUCACGUGUAUAUGGCUUCUCCUAAUAUAGGGGAAGAAAGAUGCUCUUUAAAUAACCAGCGGAGCAUACUAGUCUGGUGCCACGCAAUCCGGUUAGGUGUCUUGUUAACUGAAGUCGUAAACUAAAUAAUAUUGGAGUCGUUGAUGUACAGGCAUAAUUACAGUUAAUUAGUUACAGAAAAAUCCUAAUUUUAUUCUCAAAAUUGCUUGAGAAGUCUAACUGAACUAAGUCCUGCUAGUAGAAGAAUGGUGAAUUUACUACAGAAGUAAUCCCGACGAAGACUAGGUAGAGUGGGAUAACCAUUUCUGGAUCAUCUACUGCCGACGGCCUGCGAGGUUUUUAGUCAGCGCCACAGAGCUACAUAACAAGAACAUGCUGCAUCGUGCAGUCUGACCAGAGAAGCACCGCUUCCAUAUGCCAGAAGCCUGCUGUUUUAAACCAUUCGAAUACUGUCUCUACAAUAAUUACCUCAUCAACAAUAGCGUUCUGAAAAUACCAGGCUUUCUGGAAAUCUCCUGAACUCCGCUAAAAGAGCAAAAACAGAAUGACAGGUUCUCUCAAUGUUGUCUUCAAAACAUGCUGUAAAUAGUUGGUGGGUCUGGUUGCCCGGCAAAUUGGGCAGAUGGAACCUACGCACAAGUUCUUGGUAGUAGACAACGUGCAAUACCAAUGUUUUAGGCAUUCUAGCUGAAUGUUCAUGCGUUUGUAAGGAUAUUCCUUUUCUUCGAAUUGUUUAAUUGACUACUAUGCUAUAGUAUUCCAUCCAAACCCAAACUUUAGUUAUGAAACAUCUUUGCAAGCUUUUGGCUCUAGAGCUUGCAGCGAAUGACACCGACGCAGUGGCUGUUUACAACCAAUUUUGGACACAAACAACUGCCUCCAGAGUGUCUAUUGCUUUUGCCUCAGAGAAAAAUAUUCAUACCUUUUGCUGUUUAACACUCCAUGGUUUUAUUUUAGCGUUAGAGGUUACCAUAUUAAUAGCGCAGGUACUGCUAAUAUCGUAUUUUCUAACUCUAAAAUAUACUACUAGCUGCUUGUCGGCAGUUAACGAAUAUUACGCGGUUAUCCCUCCCUGGCUGAUGGACUUCGGUCCAAAUAUUCAUGCAUCAAAUUUCGGUCUGCUUGCAUAAACCUUAGUGUAAACUGAUCUACUCCAAGUUAGCAGUUAAUUUCUGAGGAAAGUGAAAAGCAACACCUUCAUGGUUUGUCGUCAAAACUCCCAACAGUAUCGACAAUGCCUUUGCGCGAGUUACUGGGCGGGCCUACCUCGUAUGAAUGCACAAAUACCUGCAUCAGAGUCAUAAUUCAGCAUUGUGGGAACUGCCAAUUGGUGCGGCGGUUCCCUCGAACAUUCUGGUUGGCCAAUUCGAAGAUUAGGUCGGCUUUAUCCGGUGCUGCAAACGCCGUCCUUCCUUUGCAGCACUUUCUCAAGUUGCAGCAAAUAACUCCCAGAGAUACCUUCACCUGCUCAAAAAUACUGACCCUCCCAGAGUUUAGGGAUAAACCGACUAAUUUGGUCACCUCAUUCACCCACGACGGCGCGAUUUGUAGGCUAUCAGAGCUUAAUACUAGCAGGACGAUACCGUCCGAAAAAAUCGAAGUCACUAAGGUGGUACUCAUAGUACUAAGCAAAGACUUUGUUUUGUUUACGAUAGGCAGUUUAGACUUUCCGUGAUGCUGUCUCAUUGCAUUGGAUAAUUGGCGUCUAUUAUCUGCUGUGGUUUUCAGAUCCUUGCAAUAGACCCUGAUGAGGGUGAGAACGGUAAGGUGACCUACUCCAUCUUCGACGGCAACACGGGCUCCAUAUUUAACGUGGACCCAUUCGCAGGCCUCCUCUACCUUCAGGGACAAAUUCCACGGGGCGCCAUUGAGCAAGCCAAUAUGGCAGCUUAUACGAUACCCGUGACCGGCGCCAAGAGCUCCCUCGGAGAGGCCGGAUGGAGCGGUGAGACGGAAAGGCAUCCCGUGGGUGAAGCUGGGGAGAGACGACAUCCGGAUCAGAUUGCAACUACUUCCAUCAUCCAUCCAACCUAUGUGCUCGGAAUCGAGGCUUGCGACCGGGGCCUUCCUCCGAGAUGUUCGCGGUUUCCCAACCUUCAGGUCCAGGUAGGACGGGGAAUCCUAUGGCUAUAUUUGUGACUUUCUCAUGACAUUGUGCAUGCUAUUUUAACAGUCGCAAGCGACGGCGCUCAUAUUCUGCCCCAGCAUGCGGAUCCGGCGAGGGUGACUCGUGUGCCAAUUCGUUUAUAAUGCAGCAGACUUACGUUACAUCUACCUCACAGCAAAAUAGGCGCAAGGGCGGUGACCUGUGCGUUCAGUAGUUUGUAGCAAUAGUGAACUUGUGCUACUCCUGUCGCACACUCUCCUCCCCCACUCUCCUGAACCCGGCGUCAGGACAGAGUUAGGAAGACCGGAAACCGGAUGGGACGCAGGUUGCUGGUGCGGCUGAGGCCUGCGCCCAGGUGUGCCAUCCCCUUUCAAGUGUUUGAAAUUUAUUAUGGGUGCGCAGCCCAGUAACGUGUACCGGACCCUGAUCUUCCUCCCACCUUGGGUCAACACAGUUCCCGCGUGACCCGUCAACUGCCUGACGACAGCCAAUAAACCAGAAAUGACCAUACCAGUCUCCCUUGUCCUUGUUGGUGCCAUUAUAUCUCAAGCGAAAAAUUUCAAAAAUUACUUAGCGGCGCACACGGAGUUGAGUAUCCGGACAUGACUUUUUAGGGCCAUACCCGAAAUUUCAAUAAACAUUCGAGUCGUAGACAAUCAACUACUAUGAAAUAACCGCACAAUGCCCAUUCUACAAACAAGUGGCACUACAAGUAGUAGGAAAUAUAAAUGGUAAAGGUAUUAUACAGCACUCUCGGCAUAGGCACUAGCUAAAACCCCAGGCACGCGUUUCGUCGAUAUUCUGACGCUGCAUGACACAGCUGCGAGGAGUUCGGCCCCUCAUUUUGUCCCCCAGCGUUUACUGAUAUAUAAACUCCAGAGAACAAUCAAGCGAAUAAUUUCAGAGAAGCAUUCCUGAAAUGACUUUUUAUGGUCAGACCCGAAAUUUAAAGUCAUGUCUCGGAUACUCAACUCCACGUCCUGCACUGAAUAAUUUCUGAAAUUAUUCGUUUGACUAUUCUCCGGAGUUCAUAUAUCAGAAAACGCAUAGAGGACGCUGGGAGACCCACUGUGGAGCCGAGUCCCUCGCAGACGUGUCACGCAGCGGCAGGGUAUCGGCGGAACAGUGUUUGGGAGUUUUAACUAGUACCUCUGUCGGGAGAACGGUAUGACCGAUCGCGUUGCGGAACUCACUCGACCCGUUUCGCCCUGGGGCUCUUCCUCGAAUCACGCCAGCAGUUGCACAGAGGGCGUAAUAUGGUGGAACUGUAUUGCCGACAAAGAAAAGGGAGACUCGGGUGGCUAUUUCUGAUUUGUUAGCCGUCAUCAACCAGCCAUACCCAUACAUAUAUGGGGAGUGUCUGCCCGAGUUUUCAAGCAGACAUAUUUAACCAUAGAUCGAGUGAAACCCCGCAGUACGUAUUUGAACAACUUAGGCCAGCACGAACAAGGGGGUGGUGACAUCGACUAUUUUGAAUUCAUCCUGCCCGGACCUUACUGUCAUGCAGAAUAAAAUAUGGAAAAAAUAAAUUAAGACCUUCGGAGCAAAUGAGGCGUUCUUUGAGCACAGUGAUCAUUGAGGCCCAAGUGCCCAAUUUCUAUAGCAUUCAGCUGUAAUGUUGUUAAGCCACACUCUAAUCACUGUAUUUCCACUUAACGAAGUACAUCAGCAUUAGACUACCAGUGAUUUUUCCUUAUAAGUUUCCCCUCUCCCUUAUUUGCUGUAUUUCUUAUUUUAGCCAGUAUUUAUUCUUCUUCUUCUUCUUCUUCUUCUUCUUCUUCUUCUUCUUCUUCUUCUUCUGCCACUUUCUUCUGUCCCCACUGCCUUCCACGUUGCCCCUCUCUUUCCUAUUUUUUUUCAUUACCCUUCGGACUUUUUCCCACUUGGUUCCCCUUUGGUCGAUUUUAUCCUCUCCUUUUUAGUUCCGGCCCCCACAUCUCUUUCCACUCUGUCAUUUUAAAAGUUCCAUAAGCAUCAUAUAGGAAAGAUGGGGACGGAAUAUUAACAACAAUACCUGUUAGAUAACGGUCAUGCUGUCGACCCUAAAACGGCUUUUUGAGUACUUGUCCGAGUGCAGACAACUCGAACCUUGCGUUACUUGGAAGCAGCUUACAUACGGAGGGAGAAACCAGACCUGCGCAAGCAGUUAGACCACGUGAUCAAUCUGCAAUUGCCCCGGUAACCUUCACGCCUCAAGUUACUCGUGGUUGUGAUUUGUUGUUUUCGAAAUUUCUUUUCUGCCUCUGUCCCUCCUGUUGUCAGUUCCUAUUUGCUCUAGGAGUAGAGUCACUGCUGGCAUCGGCAUGAAUGUUUAGAUAAGCGUGGUUAGAAGUGCAUUAUGCGUGACAUUAAAGGCUUUAAAUUCCUUAACCUGUCAAGCAGACGUAUGUUUCUAUCCGUAAUUUCUUCUUAUCUGUAAGCUUCGAGUCCCAUCGGACCAAAACACGUUGACGUCUGAUCCUGAGCAAUUGGCAGCAGAGGCCCGUUUCGUCGACAAAGCGGAGAGGUUGGCGCCAGAAUGGGGUCGAAACUCCGUCGUCGAACAGGUCAUAAUCGGAAUGACUGUCUUCUUCGCGAUCGUUGUUCUGGUCGGCCUCCUGGUCGUCUUCCUUAUGCGUGACGGAUCAUGCCGCCUCCUACGGGGAAAAUCGAAAAGAGGUUCGUUAAAGCACAUUCUCUACUUCACCCCAUUGGCAUCCUAUAUCUUAUAUUUACCGUCGCAUACACUUUCGUCAAUUCCUUUUAGCAGGGGGCUGACAGUGUAUGGACGCUAGAAAACAAGAUUAAAGCAUUCAAUAUGCAGUAAAGUGAGCUUCUAACUGAAUCUGUGGGCACUGCAAAUUUGUGUUUGUGGUCCAUAGCUUAAGGCAGGUGAUUAAUAGCAUGGAGGGCCUACGAGGAACCCAUGAGUUCGAUUAUGUGGCUGAUAAAAGACGUCUAUUUACAGAGGUAUGGCAGAUGCACGGUCAGCUGUUUGUAACGUUCAACCCUCCUCGCGGAAUGUGUAAUUUACGACAGCUAUGGUGGAAAAAAGCAUGCUCUUUCUCAGUCCACACUACACUUUGACAAUUUUGACAUGCUUCGCUUUAAUUGCAUCUGCCCUGAAAGGUUUGGGUGCGGCUGGCAACGAUUGGGACUACGAGGCAUAGGAGAGAGCAGAAGGAGGGAUUGAAGGGGAGAGGAAAGAUUAGGUCGACUAGAUGCUUUUAGUUCUGCUGUCCUCUCACAGUGAUGGCUUGUAGACGUAAAACGUACUGCUUCUGUCUCGCUUGCAUACGCAGUAUUAACUUCCUCCAGCAAAAGGACGAGCCAGUGUAUGCUUUUCACUGACAAUACUGAUUUCAAGUCCGUAGCUGCCUAUCUCGAUCUUCUUGCUCUGCCUGUGAACCAGGUACACUUUGGCAGGUCAUCAAUGUGUUAGAGGACCGUUGGUUUUGUCCAGUAUGUUACUUUUUUGAGGAACUCAUGAAGUUGAAUUAAACUCAAUCUUUUGAUUAGGCGUCAAGUUGAAAUAAAAAGUCCUCUCUCCAUUACCCUAGAUAUUUGUUCGCAUAAAAUCGAUGAAAGAAAAUGUGAGCUGUGUCCGCCGGAUCAAAGACCCCCUCUCACAAGGGCUGAAGAAUUUGUUUAGUUUAAAAGGCCAAACCUUCCCCAAAACUCCCAAAUCUCCAACAUCCUGGAGCAGUUGAUGAAAACUGUCUGACGCUCAGAACAGGCAUGAGGGGCAAAGUGUAGAAAAUCCAAAAUUAUAUUCCUGAAUCGUGUAAACUGAGACAAGUUUAUAAAAUGCGCCAUUUUUAUUGAAUUUGGGUGAAUACAUCCGUAGCUCGCUUCAGCAGUUUCAACUGCAGAAGCCCUUAGGAUAAGUGAUCUUCUUACACAGAAAACAACCCGAAGUUAAAAGGUCAAAUUCAGACGGUUUUGCCGUUGCAUUUUCCCUUUGUCACUUUGUCCGUCUGCUUUUGUACUUCGUUUACGUAUCAUGUUACCGAAGACUGCGGCCUUUGUCCAUUCCACAGAGAUCAAUCCAAUCCCAACCCCGACAGGCAAAACCUUGGUUUGACGAAAGGACUGAUGGGUGGUAAGGUUCAUGACACAACCCCAUAUGCGGCCCAUCUUUGGCAGAAAACUGCACAUUAAUAAUAAAUGCUGACAAACGAUAUGGCGUCCGUCCGUUGACCGAUGGACAAUAGGAGGAAUGGAAUGGCGAGAGAUCUCGACGACUUCACAAAACUGCAAUCUAUUGCAGUUCUCAUAGUUGUGAGAUCCAUUAUUAGGGGGUGCUUUAUAGGGCUUUCUAGGUACCAGAAAGUAGCAUAAACGUAGUUUCCAUCAGCAUAACAAAUAAAGUUGGAACCCCCAAGGCGGCUCAAGUCUUGGAAUGAUUAGGCGAAUCCCGCCGCAGGCAUUUGAUUACCAGCCCGAAAAACGGACAAAUCCCAAAAAACACCCUAAAUCUUCCUCCUCCAUUCGCCGGGCUGUCUGUCUGUCUGUCUUUGAGCUCCAUUGUCAACUAUAAUUUGCUACUGACCUAUACAAAACUAAACUAGUCCUAAUAAGUAACUCAUAAUCCAUCGCAAACAAAGUUACAAUGCCUCAUGCAGUCAUGGUCUGGCAGGUUCCUAAUGUAAGAGUAAGUUAAGUCAAGCAUAAACAGUCGAAUAUUUCCGAAGAAAGCGAUUAGCCCGGCAUACAUUAAAAGAAUAUUAGGACCUAUUCGGCAAACCGCAAGGGCUUCGUAAACUCUUCCAACAUGUCCGACAGGUUGCCCAGUAAUGUCAUUAGGAUUCAGUUAGAGACUCGAGCAUUUAGUUUAACUUGACUUGCUGGAACGAACAGCAUGCCCAAAUAAGCUUGCAUAGGGAAGCUAUUAUUCCACAGUCAGGCAUGAAGUGGCAGAUGGAGAAGUAUGAAAGUCGCCUGAAAUUAUUUUAAUUUUCUAGCACGUGCACAUGUCAGUUGGAAGUUUCGAUGACCGUGCACCGUCGGUCAGUGCAGACAACAGCAAGCUGACCAACUUUUGACUGCUACUGUUGCUCUUACCUCACCUCCCCCCCCGCGCACUUCCACCUCUUCUCUGCGGGCGUAAAGCCAACUUUAAACCGGGGACGAUGGCUAACACCUACCAUCUACGUCUCUGUCCUUUUAUCCAUCACCUUGUCGCCCGCGCGCAGUCAAUUUGGCGUGCUAAAUGAGCCGACAUCUGCUGGCUUAUCUGCUGGCGCUGUUGGGGUGAGGGCCUAAGACAUAUCACAGAUUAAUGCGACCAUGUGUGGCCGGUCCUAGUUAGUAUUUGAGACCAGUAGCUGUUUGCAAGGACCAUUAGUCGUCGGGAUUUUGAUGGCCUACUCAAAGCCACCGGCCAAAAAAGAGCAAUUGGCCCUUGAGCUGACUUUGCGCUAGAGUUUAUGGGUUCCAACGACAGGAUUUCCGUUUGGUAACCGGCGCGCAGAUGGUAAAAAACAAGAAAAAGAAUGUUAGAUGUGGUUUCUUCAGAGCAAACCAAUGAAGUCUUGCGUGUACCACCGUAGGAGUCUGGGAUAACGGCCAUGUUACAUAGCAGAAUGGAUGAGGAUCCCUGAGCCGUCCACCACAACUACUACCGCUACUGCCAUCAAGAGUACUCCUACUAUUACGAGCGCAAUAAUAUUGGGGAGGGCGGUAGCAUGAUCACGUCAACUACCAGCUUUAAAAUAUUACCCAAUAUGGACUCGCCAAAACAGUGGCUGUUACAGGAAUUCAGAAUAAUUUGAAUCACACGCAUAUCUCCAGACCAGAAUAAAUGGCUUUGUAAGUGGCCGUUAGGCUUGUCACCGAACUCAAAUUCUCUUCCAGGCAUUCCGAAGUGACCCAUUAUUUACCCAGAAACCACACUGCUUCAUCAGCCGCACCUAGUUAUUCUUGAUCAAUUUUUGUGAAUAUUGCCAUGUUACACUUUAAAAGUCAAAGCAACUGGUUAUGUUGAGGGUCACGAUGUCAUUGUCAAACGUACUUGAGGACGACAGUUCUGACAUUCCUAUUUUAGUCUAUUGGGCAUAGGGUUACCAAAAGGGGGCCAUCAGAUUGAGGGAAGUUGUUCUGGGCGAAAAGGAUGAGACCGCAGUAAGUAAGCAGUCAUUUAGUUGCGGGGUGGGUUCGCAAGCUUUGCUUAGUUCAUCUUACCACCAAGGCGCAAGCAAUGUCUCGAAACAGACGAAGUAAGUGACCACCGUCCCUGCAUCCACCCUACUGUUUGGCACACGAUGGUCAUCAGUGGAACUGACGACGGCACUGUGACCUGCUUCAGCAUAGUAUAGAUUUCGAGUGUAAAUGGACAUCGUGGACAUAUUUGGUAACGACGGUCGAACCAGUCACUCACUUUGGGUUUUUGAGGGAGAUGUAGAACAGCACGGUCUUUCUCUAUCACUGUUGCCUGAGUAGCAUGGCAUACUUCAGGCGGUUCUGCUCCAGAAAUCGUUGUGGUCGUGUCGUUUACAAUACGUAGCUGCACAACGUCAGUCCCUCAUUCCUGGAUCGCCAUAGUGGCAAGCAGGCCUUGCGUCUAUCAACCGAUCGGAUCCUUUUACCGGAGACCCAGUCCUCGCGUCGACGCCUAUUUGUGACCUUGCACACCCUGGAGAGUAUGCUACAGGUCAAACCAUCUGUCUUCUAUUAAAAAGACCGCAGAGGCAAUAACGUCAGGGGUUGGGGACAGCCGACCAGAAGCUGAUGGCCGCAAGAAUAUUUGAGUCGUUGGACCUCUUACAGUAGGUGACUUAACUCAUGUAACAUGAUGGCAAAAAUUGAAAUGACCAUUUUAGGACACCUAAAACAUUGUACAUUUUACAUAUAUCCCUAACCUCUUCUGGAAAAUGUCCUUUUUGUUAAAGAAUAUGCUGCUAAUGAAUUUUAUAAGGCAAAAUGUUUGCAAAUGUGAACUUAAAUUAGGUUGGCUUAUAUUCGACCAAUUUCCUGUGAUAUUAGCUGUCUUAGGCCAGGUCUAUGAAUCUGCGCGUACUUGUCUAAAUAGAGGUAGUGAUCUAAACUGAAAGCAUACGGAGCGAAACAUCGCCCACUCGGAAACUGGAUUUUUGCCCCUUGUAAGUCGAGUGGACCAGGAAGUGAAUUAGCAUGCCUUUUUAGAAAAGCAGACGGUAUCUCGAUUUGAAAAUGCAUGUUUGUAAAUCUGUGCGAUUUUAUGCCUUAGAAGGUCAUGAUAGCGCCAACAGGUAAUCCUUUGUCUUAACAUACCCAUAUUUCUCUCUCAUUCGCAGACAUUACACAAGAAACCGUGAAAAGGCUCACUACCAAAUGGUCGUCCUAAAAUUUAAGUAUAUGAUAAUUUUUUGUGCAGAAUAAUUUAGAAACUGAACUGGCACAACGUUCCCAGUUCGAGCGAUAUUUGAAUAAUUAUACAGCCACUCAGUGGAACGUUUAUAGGCUAGAUCGCAGUUGGUAGCCAGGAAUGGGGAAGCGGACGGCGACCUUAACCCUAAUCCUAAUCUUAACGCUAACCCUAACCGAAAUCGUAAACGUAACCGUAGCCCUUAGGUAUAGCCGUAACUGGAAAACUUAACUGGAAUGAAACCUAAUCGUACUCUCAAACCCUAACCGUAACCCGAAAACCUAAGCCUAAAGGCACAACCCUAACCCGAAAAUCGGAAACCAGUAAUCGGUACCCUGAUCCUAACCUCAAACGUAAGACGGAAGCCAAAUGGGUCAGAUGCGAUUAUGGAGCCCCACAAAAUAGCGCCCGUAAACAACCCCCCCCCGUCACCUGUAAUACGGGUCCUGGCUACCAACUGCGAUCUAGCCCAUUUAUAAUCGUGCAACAAAAUCUACAAGGAGGCUAAGAUAGCGAAAGUGGUUUCGGUUUGAAAAGAAUGUGAGUUCUUUCGUCUGCGGCAAAAAAUGUCAGAUAUUUUCAAGGAGGUGAAAAAGCGGAUCAAAGAUUCAAUUUUUUCACGUUUUACCUUGGAAAAAAUAAAUUACAUGGAUAUUUGUCAGCUAAAUGUCACAUUGAAGUACUUUUCACAGAUUCAACUCUUUAGCGAAGGUUUUUAAUCGAGAAUAAACACAUAGACCUCUGACCUUCGCUAUGAGCGAUUAUUAUAUGACGGCAUUGAGGUUAAGUAGUUGGCAAGUCUACAAAUAUGACCCAAACGGCUAUAUGCGUAAAAAGAUGCCAAAUAACUCGCGAUCUUGGUAUCUGCACUCGCGAAAUAUGCCAUUUUGAAGGUCCUGAUACAUACAAACUAUAGAAUCUUCGUUUUUGGGCAGUCGGUUAAGAACAUGGAAGACGGCAAAGUAUUUGGUGACAUUUAUAGGGCACCGUGUGACUUAGCGGACCCCACCGUGGUCAAAACUAAACAGAAAUUUUACUGGAAAAAAGCUAUCCUAAUACGGAGCAAAUAGUUUGCUUACGAUUGCAUCUGUUAAUUUACUUUGAAUUCAUUAGUUACUUGCCGGCCUAUCAGCACGUGAUCUUAUGUAAAGUAUAUAUUCCUAUGGCAUUUCUGUCAUCAAAACCAAGCGAAAUCUUCUUCACCUUAAUCAGUUGCCUCUCGAAAAAUGCAACAUCUGGAAGCUUAUAUUUCACGCUAACGGAGUAGUUUUGAAACCUAUAAUUAAAAGGUAUGCCCCUAAUCGUGUGGCACACUUCACGAACCAGUAAUUAUUGGAGGACAUUUACUCAAAAUGUAUGUAUAUCUGACACUUUUAAACGUUAUUAUACCCAUGUUGUGACAUUUAUUUAAUUGUUGGCAUGGACAUGCUGCAUGUACUUCUAAACUUGGCAUUGACUCAUUGGACACGAUUUUUCGCGUCUUUGGCACUUCCGCGUUUCUUGAAAAAUCCUCAUCUCUAACCAACGAAAUAGUACUUUAAGUAUUCAUUUUGCUCUCUUAUUUGACUGGAGAUCAUUGACCACUAUUUUUGCGUCUUGUCGGGUAUGUUUGGAUUGGUUUCCGAGCGAUUAACGACUUUUCGUUAAUCUAGGCACUUUGCGCUAAUUAGGUCACAUGCUGCAUUACCGCACAGAUUGUAUCUUCCAAACAAAACGUAAACCGAACCGUGUCUAGCUUUGCCAUUGGCACGAUUUGUGUCGUAUCCGCUCCUGCAGCCGUUGCGGGCACUUCAAAUUACGUGAAAGUUUAGCAUGGGCCUCAUCCAGCGGGCUUAGACAGGUAUUCACUCGAUAAUCGGCUGGGCAGCGAGUGCCGUAGGUGUUUGGAACGAUUAAUCGACCCGGCGCAGUGAAAUUGGCAAGCAGUCGUGCACUGGUUUCCUUUUGUGAAGUGGCCAUGAAGUCGCCCCAUAGGUGUACACUCUUUUCCUCUCGGAAUUCCGAUGGGUCAUGAUGAAGCCACUCAUUGGGACGCAUCCAACCUUUGUCCGAAGUUUUUCUUAGAAAACCUCUUUUUGAGUAUCCUCGGUAAACAACGCUGGAAAGGGUCUCGACAUCAGGCGCCGACGACCACAACUUGCGGGUAUGCAGGUAGAAUCCUCAGUGCUAACUGUACACAGCGCAGAAUGAAGUCCUGGUCGGAUCAUCCAGGACGAUUGUAAAACCAGGCUGACUAGAGUUCUCGGUGACGUUCUGUGAUGGAACUUCUCGGCGUCGAAUACCUUGAUGCUGCGCCGAACAUGGUCUGGCAAGCGCCCAUUGUACUGCGUCAAAGGCUGAACGAGUAGGCAGUAUGUUACUAUGUCAAGAAGCUCUUACGUUCCAGUAUGUGAAGCGUAUUUUUCUUUCUGCCAAAAACAGGUUUCAUAUUUAGCAUCCGGUUUACUGCAGACAUUCGCACACUUCGGUUGCCGCGGAUGCCGUAUCAUAAAUGGAAAUUUACAACAUAGUAACUUGCAUGAAGUGAAUCUUUGGGAUUUUAUGUGUGUCGACCUCCCGAACUCGUCAGUCCCAUAUCUCUCCCCAGAGCCAGUUCUUCUGUUACGACUGUACUCAAAGUCCAUAUGAUGCAGUAUACAGGUCCCUUUUCAAGUUUUAUGCCACAGCACCACCAAUGUUAAUGUCAAAAUAAACCCAUAUAUAAUUCCCACGUGCUAAAAUGCUUUCCUGAGCAAAAGACAUGCAUCCCUAAAACAAAAAACUGAUAGUUUCCCAUCGAGUACGAGUUAUAUUCAGUUAAGACCAAGACGACCGUCACAUUCGGACGCCUUUUGUCUGCUGAGCUGGCCACGCAAAGUGAAGUCAUCGCGCGUACAGACUGAGACUAAAUUUUUCCCAUUCCUCUUAUCCUCCCCUCUUGCCAAACUCCCCCGCCCCACAAUGGAGGGAAGAGUGACUGCGUUUCGAGCGAGUGGAACAGUAUUUCAGGGGUUAUAUGCUGGCUUACGUUCCUGCGGUUGUCUUAGCAGUUGUUUUGGGACGUCAACGUCAUAGAGAAGGCGGACGCUUAUUUCACCAGACUAACGGAACGCAUGAACACGCGCAUGCAGAUAGCGUCAUGCUUGACGUUAGCUUACACUACGAGUGCCCAUCCGUUAUCGCGGCCCACGCACUAAGUAGGGCAAGCACCCAGCAGGGAAGUGUGUCAUGAAAAUCACUUACAGGCCCUGUUUACGUGCGUAACUUGAGCGCACAUUGCGAUUUCCAACCCCUGAAUAUAUGCCAAUUCUGUCCUUUUCCUGAAUCAGUUUUUUGUUCUAACGUAUGUUCCUGCUUUCCUUUCCAAACACUACACCAGACAAGAUCGUGGAGACCGUGAAGCAGACUCCAAGUGGUGCAGUGCGGCCAGAUGUGGAACUAUUGAAACAGGGCGGUCAAACAGUGACUCUACGACAGGAUGAGGUGAGUGGUAUCAAGUUUCCCUUACUGCCAGUCAGACGGUAUUCACUGGCCCGAGCCAGUAGUUGUAAUAGAUGAUAGGCUAGAUCCAGCGUUUAGACCCUUAUUUUACCUAACUUAGUGGAUAUAUAAGCUGGAACUUGUCGGUCUAUUAUGUAUUUUUAAACUCGAAUCCCAUCCGAUCAUCCUUAUUCGCACUUGAAUUUUUUAAUUCUUGGAUUUUACACAGGCCUUUUCUUUAAAUUAACUUGGUUGCUACUUUGGAGGUAUCUAGGUGGUGGGUUGAGAAUACUUAACUCGACUGGUGGGGUUAGAGUCAGCUGAUUAGUUAUUACUUUAGGACCAAGGUUGUGGCUUUUGUGUUUGUCACUUCGUGAUGGAAUUUGAAGCUGCGAGCGACUUCAAGCUGACGCUAAUGAAAGGGAAUUUUUCUCAAACGAACCGAAAGGCGCGGACCUGUCACAUGCCAUCCACCUCACAAUUUGCAUAUUUGAAUUACUACUCUGUUUCGGUUGCUUUUGUCCAGUGUGGUGUUGAGAACUUGGGCAUAUAUUGUUAAGUUGAGGGCAACAAUUCGUCAUCAGUUGAGAUAGGUAAGAUGAAGGUGGGAAAUAUGUAUAUAUAUGCGUACAGAAUAGAGCACUCACCGAUCUCAUAGCUUCCCAAGACAAAAAAACACAUGCAAGCAGGACUCUCAGGCGGCCUAGCAGCGGCAGACAAUAAGAGUGAAAUGAUUACUCACGAAGAGUAGGAAUGCUGAACUGGCUUUUUCCGCCUUAUUUGAUUUGGUCCGUCGCCAAUGCAUAACUACCAGCCUGAAUAACCGGAAUUAUCUGCCGUAGGGCAUUAGUUCAAGAGCUCGGAAAACAAUAUACAGGUUUUCUUCUAUGUUGGCUGCGGUCAGGAAUAUUAGUUCCUACUCAAGUGGCGCGUCACGGAUCUUAUUGAUAGAGUGCGCACUUCCGUUCCUCAGAGUUGUAACCAAGAUUUCCCAACAGAAGGCUUUGUAACGACAGGCAAUACGGAAAGAAGCAAUGGUAACAAAGGCGCGGGAUUGAGUGGUCGUUUACAGCUUAUUUACUGCCGUCAGUACGUUCUAUCUGAUAGACCCGUAGUCCGAAGUUAGAUUCAGUUGGUCGCUGGGCUUAAUACUGCACCAGCCGAGCCACGUCCCCUUAAAGUCAUAAGGGGUCGCGUUUAUCGAUUUAAACUGACUCCGAGACGGAUGUAGGAUUUGAGAUUUUAAUUCCAUGCUUAGUGCACUCAAAGCCGCUCGCACGAUUAUUAGCAGUCUGUAAUAAAAAACUAUUGCUAACAACAAGAAGGAUAGUUAAACGGCCAUUCGAAUUUUACCUGUCCUUCAUUAGCAGUCAUAACUCAGAGCUUUUUGCCCCUCUAGGGUAAAACACAAUGGCCGAAUUCCAGGUAUUUCUGACCUAAUAUUGGGAUAGGCCUGACUACCGACGAUAAAUAAGAGAGGGGUGGUUAUUAAAGUCCUCCUUCAUCUUGUUUGUACUAUUUUGGACGGACAGGUUACGCCUUUGUUUUAAGACAAGUAGAUGUUUAACAAAAAUAUCUAAAAGCCUAUCCCAAUACAACCGUUAAAUGCAAAUUUGGUUAUGACUGAACUAAAAAGUUAAUGCAAGAGUCUCAUUUCCUUAAGAAGUGUCUUACCUUCUUAAUGGACGUCAUCGUGAACUAGCGUGAAUGAGUUAUGUGAUAAAUUAUCAGUUUCUUGUGUAACAGCGGAGGAAUAUUUAGAAACGAAUGGGAAAGAAAAAUGGCAACUUAUCUCAAUAACUCAGCCAGCCGACGGUUUUUUACAACGAAAAAAUUCAAUAUGUUGAGUUCAUUCAUCUUAUCAACGUUCGCGAUCAUGAUGGCACACCAACUUAAUUCCCAUAAGUCAUAGAUGGAAAAUGGUGAGCCUUCAAUGGCAUAUGUUCAUUAAAAAGGUCAUUCGUAAAAUUGGAAAAUAAAGUUUAAAAUAUCCUUCUCUCCAAGGACAUUUGAAUAAGGCAAAGAUGGUUCAUACGAGUAAUAGUCUAUUGAUGCAACCAGAUUUUCGAGACCUCCAUUUCAGUCGCCCGCGCACGUUGCGUAAUUAAGGGACUAUGUUUACGGUAUGUGGAGGCCUAAUAGGGAACAAAAAUCUGGCAAAACAGUCAAAACAAGGAUCUGAGCAUUUCCUUGACAAAGACAUUAGCGAUCAAUAAAAAUGCCAUAAAUCGAAAGCUGACACAUGAAACCCAUUACAUGGUGGCAUGGUGCUCCUUCAACUCCAAGUCAAGGCCGCAAAAAUAUCGAAAAAGAAUUUGGAGUUGUGCAGAUAGUUGCAUUAAGUUAUUAUUGUCACACUGCUUUGAUGGCCAGAACGUGUUAGCAGGCGUCUUUCUUCCCCAUUUCCAUAAUCUACGACUUCACGGACGCGGUCUUUAUGCGGUUACCGUGAAUCGUGGACAUUGUUUUACACCUGCGCAACAUCCACAUGCGCGAUGAAAGCGCGGUCUCUAAAUAUCAUGGCACCAUUUAUUUGUGCUUUCAUCUUUACCCACCGCUGUAUUCUAAGACAAAAUCGGCUGAAAGCUGAGCAUGCAUGUCUCUCUAAUCUUAAUAUAGGUUUGUUCUAGGAGUCCGUUAUGGAAAGUAGCCUUUGGGUUGCGAAAAGAGGGCGAAACGGAGGACGUCAAGGGAAGUUAUUAGCCAAAAAUAUAAAUAUGAGAUUAUGUGAGAAAAAUAAUGUCCGAUCUAAUGAACUCGAGUUAAAUUUGAUGAAUACGGGCUUUAUAUCUACGCAAGCCGGCUCCGAUCAAAGGGCAACGGUAAACCGGAGUUGAUUGACGUUCUGACUAAUUGACGAACUAUGCCCUCUCUCACACGCUAAAUCAGAAAAACGAAAAUGCAUGACGAAUUUUCAUGGAAAGUGCUUCCUUUUAAAAACCACAUGUCUCCGAGGGAUCGAAUUAGUUUUGUCGGCAUUGAAUUUAUUCAGCAUUUGGACUGACACCAGACUAAGCUACUGUCACAUAUAUUUAACCAGUUUUCUUUGAAAAUGAGGAGGAAAAUAGGGAGAAGGAAGAAGAGGCGACACUCGCAUCUUAUUAAUGGUGGUUUUUACUUUAGGCCAGGUACCAAACUCGUAGAACAGCCCUUUCAACAGACCACAGCCUGCCCAUAGGCAUGCAACUAUUCGGAACGAUCGGCUAACUUUCCUUUCGCCAACAGAUUCUACUGCGACCUUACGUAUUAGUAAUCCACUGAACAAUAGGUAACAUACUAAACGUAACCUAAAUUGGCAGUUUGAUUUCUAACGUGCUACAAAUAGCCAAAUGAACCCAAGAUUCUGUGUCCACAUCGCUUGAUUGUUAUCUUGAAUGUUGUCAUUUAUAUGGUAACAGGACUAAGGGGGAUUUUAUGUACUACAAAAAUAGCGAUUGGCAAUGGCUUUGUCUUGCACUGAAUCUCCUACAAGGACACUCUGCCUUGAACUAAUACGGAGCCGAAUUCAAGCAGUUGCCCGCAUUGGGAGAUUUCCGUUGGUAUCACGCAGGCAAGGACGCAGUAUGUGACCGCACUCGGGAACAAAGCCAAAUCAUCGUGGCAUACUGAGUCCUUGCCUUCUUUUGCAAUCGACGCUCCCGCGCUCUCAAAACAAGUUACAAUGUAGUUUAAUGCAGGCAUAGGCAGCGGAAUUUGUUGGAAGCAAUAGAUUUCGCGACGGCUUAUCAACUGCAGCCUGUCAUUGCAUAACACAGAUAAGAAGUGAGAAGGAUAUAGGAGUUUGAACUUCCACAGAGAAAAUCAAUAUAAAACAGCAGACUAAGCAAUAAGAUGGUAACCUGAAAACGCAACAUAGGAAUAAAAACGUUGCGUUUUCAAGUUACCAUUUGAUCGAUUAGUCUACGCGCAGUAUGUGAUGACCUUGCUGUUUUAUAUUGAUUUUCUAUGUGGAAGUUCAAACCACUGUAUCUUUCUCACUUCUUACCUGUGUUAUGCAAUGACAGGUUGCAGUUGAUAAGCCUCGUGAAAUCUAUUGGUUCCAAUAAAUUCUGCUUUCUAUGCCUGCUUAAAUUUCAUCCCGAGGAAAUAUUGCCUCAAGAAUGUAAUUUACUUCUUUUAUUCUUGCCAUCACGCCUAGUACUGACUGGAUUAGGCAUUCUACAUCCUUAGAAAGAAUAAAUUUUGCUGCCUAUUCUCCGGCUCAUUUAACUAGCGGUUCUAUGCUCAAUUAGUCGGGAGUGUUUUUAAACUAAAGUCUGUCUUUAAACUGUCAGCCGCUUGUUCCUCUGUACCUAUUGGACGGUCAUAACGCUGUUUAUGAAUGAGUAGCCACUGUCCAGAACCCACGACCCAAGUCACCACAUAGCGCCGCGCUCGUGAAUGAACACGCCUGUCUGGUUCGGGUGAACAUAGUGGCGGAACGACAUCCUUAGCGUUGUUGAAAGUGAGAGAGCACCUACCGGUCGGACACGUGUCCGCUUUCUGGGCCUUCACACACGUGCACUCGUGGUCGUCACGUAUGCACCAGCCGUGCCGAGCGUGGUCCUGCGGCAAGCCAGUAAGGCCAGACUCUGCAGCCAUAAUGACAGGAACGACCGGUUGUCAGACCGCCUCAUCAACACAUCCACUAACUGCUCUGUCUUAACCUAUCUGAGGCCUCGCCUGGUUAGUGUAUACAUUUACGACGCUUCCAUGCAUGCGUAAACAAAGAUUUAAUGUGUGUUCCUGUAUAUUCGCCAGACUUGGUCGGUUUUUCAGUACGCAUGAUCUCAUUCACUCACUGCCCUGUUGAUGACUGAUAAGCGUAAAUAUACGCUGAAGUGUUUGGAAGGAGGGGUCAGCAGUUUCGAAUCCAUUUUCUUAUAAAUCUUGUGAAACUAACAGCACAAUACUGCAGGUCUUCGUUUCGUUUUUCGCCAGCAAGUAUUAUCUAGAAGCCAAAACCCUGCAAGCCCACUAGGAACUGAGACCUGAGGAUGAGGCCAGGCAUGCAUCGACCUGAGAGCCUCGGUUUUCUAAGGCUAUGUGCCAUACAGCUGGACAGAAGUCCUUUCAAGUCUCAAACAACCAAAGUAAAUCUAUCUUCUUAGUAUAGGGCAGCUCCAACUCAAUUGGUGCGCGUUUAGAUGGCGUGCAUCAGAUAGGCAUUACCUGCCUUGCAGUGCAUUGUGCACAGGUAACCUGGCCUUUAGGCGUUGUUUAAAUUAUCAAUAUCUUGUGAGAAACCGUACAUUUUCGAGCUUGGUUCGCUCGUACUGCAAACGCAAAGUUUUCUUAAAGUUUACUAUUCAUCUCGUUUGUCCGCAUAAACAUGGUGAGUAUGGACUCACGGACGAAGUUAUGCCGCACGAAUUGUCGGUGCCAUCAUUCACUUACAGCCAACUCCUGUGGCGGGAUACUUUGACUAUUGACGGAGUGUUCUCGAUUAUUAUCCAUAAUUGCCCCCCUCGAUGUUUUAGUUUAUUUCACCAUGCGAACUUUGGGCACACCAAGCGAAGUAUUUGACAACCCCUUUUUCGAUCGUGCAAGUGGUGCGUAGGUGGUGUAUGUCAUUAUGGUGCCAAAUGCGUACUCGGAUAUCCUCCUUACACUUAUGCCCCUUGCGGAACCCGGCUCAAGUACUUAGUAUCGAUGCGUCCACAAGAACUGUUCACAAGCGCCUUUGAAGGAUACCUAUGGACAGGUGCACAAAGACACGAAUUUAAACUAAAUGUCGCCUGUUCUGUUUUUCCCUGCGUUAGCCGCCACCCCACUUUCCCGCCUCAGCUAAAGGGGAGCAUCACUUCUACGAGAGUAACACUAUUGGUCAGAGGCACCCUGACACGUUCUGACUGUGUAUCUGGGUUUGCUUGACCGCAUUUCCGUCCAAAGGAUAAGAUGCUUGACGCCCUCGCGUACGUAUGCACACGAGGAUGCUUACGGAGAAGGGCCAAUUUUACAGGAUGGAAUGUCGCAGCGCUGUGGAGGUACGGCAUAUGGGAGACAAACGAGAAGAAGUGGUAAGGAGUGGCAGCAAAUAACAAUUCUUUGCCAUCGGAUGGUGUACAGCUAGGUCAGUUGCCAUGACAGCGGCCGAUUCACCGUCGUAUCGAGAGUUGGCGAUAGUGGUGAAUCAAAUUUACAAGUGAAAGCAAAUUAUUGGUAGACAUCCCAUCAGGCUACGUGUCAGAAAUGGGUUAGCAACUCUCUUGUCCUUUAUUUAGUUGAGCUUAAUUGGGGUGAAAGGAUUAGUUUAACCUCACAAAUCAUUAGUGUUGUCAACAUUUUCAAGAGAUUUCGGAUACCAUUUUUGUACGUUCGUAUGUACAGUAGGUGUGAUAAUUGUGAAAUGUCAUGAAUAUAACAAACAAUCCCGGCAAUGCAAGAUCCGCCCAUGACACGUUCCUCAAAGUCUCAUAAUAGUAAACAAACGACUUUUCUUAAAAUGAAGGUAUAAUUUGGUUUGUAAAUAGAUAUUUAUUGACAAAAUUAUAAUUCAAUUUCGCUGAAAACCACAGUUUCAAAAGGUGUCUAUAUUACAUAUCGCUUAAAAAGGGCUAGCUUUAAGGGUACAUAAGGAAAGGUGGCGCAUGAGAAGGGCAAAGUGGUGGAAAAUAGUAACAAGUACAUAAAUAGGCAAUUUGUAGCUUGUCCAUUUAUAUCUAACUCAACAGAAGGCCCCUCAGGCAGGGAGAUAGCCAGGUUGUUAAGUGUUCCGUGAGAUUAUAUAGCAUAAAAUUAAGUUUCGUGUGCGUUAAAAGAUUUUUCUUUGCCUUACACCACUUUCUUUUUAUAAGUACAAAACGACUUUCGAUACCGCUAAGAUUCGAACUGUUAGUAGGAAUAAAAGUUGAAUGGAGGCAGCAUGAGGAGAGAAUGGCUAUUGCCUAAAAGUUAGAUUACGUUUACAAGCGCUAUCAUUUGCAUGCCUCUCUAGUGCGAUGGACGGGAGAAUUGUCGCGUAAAACUGUCGCAUCCAUGCGGCAUUAGUUGAUGUCGUUGUAAUCGAAGACAUUCUUCACAACACUGACGAACACCUUGUUGUCAAUGGUGUCCGUAGUCGGCCGUAAAGCCGGCCGCCCUCAGAAUUUAAUAAUCAUCCAUGUCAUUGACCGUCGACAGUUCUUGAGGACUUCCGUCCGCGCAUAUGACUAUGACUUCAUAGGCUUAUUUAAAAAUAAGAACUCACCGUAGGAGUAAAUGUUUAUCCAGAAUGAGAUCAUGUUAUCAAUAAAAAUCUCAACAAACUGAAGACGUCUUUUGAUAAGUUUCCUAUUUAAAACGCCACUACCACAGCCGUUCACUGCAUGAUUUUCCUAAUUAUGAUCGCAGAGAACAUCGGCAGUUUUCUCUUGUGAAUGAUCUCACUGGGCGUAGAAUGGUACUUUUUUAGUGUAUGGCGAAUAAAAUCGUCUUCUUGCUUACUUGUGGACCGUUUUCGUCCACCCAGGAUAUUUCUGGGCACGUUCCUAUCAUUAGUAAUUCGCCACCGAGUGACCUUACUAAUACUGAAAAUAUUUGCCAACGACUCGAGCGACAACAUUUCCGCUGCUAGUUUCUGUGCCCGUUCAUAGUGACUGUAAAUAAAAAUUGUCUGGGCAUAUUAAACGGCGUCACAAAGAAAACUGGCAGCAUGUUGUCGGGUGACAAAACAAACUGCUGUCGAGCAAGUUUAUCACUGUGUUUUUAUGGCACAAAACGUCAUCAAAUGCGCAAAAUAGAAUUUUAAAAAUUGAGUUUGCCCCUUCUCUUGAAAACUAUGUUAUUCCUCAUUCCUGCCUUCGCCUGAUUUCCACGGAUAAGAAAUGAUUUUCCGCUUCUAAAAGAGAUUUAUUUCAAGCUUUCGUUGUUUGUCUUUAUAUUCCUUUAUGGCGCAACGCACAUGACCAUUAAGUCCCAUCCGCGUAUUUCAGUAGUGUAAGAAAGUGCCUGGACAUCAAGACGUGUCGGAUUUCGACCAAAUCUGACCUGCCUUCCUUUCAUAAAACAGUUUUUAAAUGAACUCAUCUUUUAGCUUUGUGUGCCUCAAACCAACUAAGAAAUUAUAAAUAACAAUACCAAAUGUAUGCCAUACUACACAUGUGGAUUUGAUUACAACAGUUCACAUGUUAGGCUAUCUGCUGUACGCAUGUGAAUGACGAGGAAACCCAACCUGGUCAGAUUGAGCAGCUACUAAUUGCAGUAGAUGGCGUGUUGAAAAGUGUUUGCGAUGAAAAAUGGUUACAACCUCACCUACGUAGGUGAGGUUGCAAUAUUCGUUAUCAUUCAGCGUAAUCCCGACAGACCAGCGUGUUGGCUUUUGAUUCCGCUUAUUUCCGGCCGCAUGUAAGAGUCGCAGUCUCGAAAAAAUGACGAUUUACGUAAUAAAACUUUUCUCACCGAUUUUCGAUGCCCUCAUAAAUUCGAACGUACUUUACUGAGAAGAUGAACAAAAGUAUCCGCUCAGUGCUUACCUGGUAAUAAAUCACAUCGCCAAAUUCAAAACUCGAAGAGAGCUUGCUUUCGUUCUUUAAAAGUUUGUAACCGUGACACGUCCAUUUACAUGGCUUUGAUCUGUCCGGUUAGUAAUGUCAAUAUUCAUCGUUAAACUUUUUGCUUCUUCUCUGGUAUCUUCGUGAUAGCACAGAGGAACGUAUCAUUUUCCCUGCAUUUGAAGCCCUAAAAGCAAGUGUAAUGGCCGGGUUAAAAAUGAAGCAAGAGCUAAAAUCUACCUGCAAAACUAAAAAAAACUUAAAGAAGAUAAAAUAUCUUCAGACCUAAAGCAAGGCAAAAUAUUUUUCUGUAUAUUUUUAAAAAAAAAUGUAAUUCGGUUUUAGUUGAGCGACGAUAAAAAAAUUCAUGCUACGUAAGCCACCGCUUUUUGGGGAGUGCUAUUUUUGCAGACGGACUAAAUGAAUUGCAUCCAAAAACCGUCGUUUAAGUAUGACUGUUUCACGACAGUCAGAAUCAAACCCCAAUUGGCUGGCAACAGCCAAAUAUUUGACCCUGUACCUUUUUAAUUGCAAACACGUUUCAGCAUUUCGGUUAAAAUAUCAUGAAAGUGCCAUCUGCAUUACGCUUUCUUCAUUUAGCAUCGAUAGGAUAUUAGCUAGCACCAAACAAGAUGUCAGCGGUAUCAACGUUAAAAUCUGCGGUAUCAAAGUCUACCGUAUCUGCAUUAGAUGAGGUUCUUAAUCUCAGCACUCACUAUGUUUCCCGAAAUAGACAUAAUGGAAAAUCAAGGCAUGCAGUGAACUUACAAAUAAAAUCCUAUUCUAAUAAUUGACUGACUGAGCGUUUAUUUGGUUAUAAGCGAUAGCGCACUGCGCAAAAAUAUCUGUAAAAUGAGAGUUCAAAGAAAAUACGGAAGUGGAAACUUUGUUAACAUUUACUUCUUAUGGCCUGGUUAAACUGGGUACAUAGGACAGUUAGUUGCGAAGGUCUCCUUUGACCGCAAUAACGCCCUCAAUUCUCCCCCUGAAUUCCGCGUGAAUGUUCCCUCCGUAGUUCCCAGUCUGACUGAUCAGCACUCUUGUAUUUGCUUUUCCUGAAGAAUUGUAAGUACUUUGCUGAAUCUCAAGAGUCUCUCCUUGAAAGUCUCUCAUAAUGACUUAUUCAGAGGACUGGGGUCAGUACAUUCAGGGAGCCAAAUGACUUCUGGGCAACAACGGAGAUGGGGUUAGUUAUGCAUGGGCUGUGUUCGAAGUAUGAUAUGACGUGCCAUUUCGCUCAGAAAAGACUUUGUAGAGAAAGUAUUCUUUCUUCCAAACUACUGUUUUACAUUUACUGGACUCAGGUGUGAUGUCAGAAAAUGUAAGAAACAAUGUGAAUGUAAGAAAAAAUGAUCCGAGAAUGUGAGUUGUUCGACGUGUCUUUAACUAUGCACAGUCUCUACGUCUUCUGGGACAUUGCUGACUGGUUUUGAUGAAAAUUCCUACCCUCGAUCGUGUACUUAGUCUUGUAAGAAAUGCCUGUAAGGUACUUUCCCCUAAAUGCACUAAGAAUUGCCUCACUUAUCUUAGCAAUGCAUACAAUUCUAUAUCGUUCUGGUAAAUCAGACUGGGAAAGGAGAAUUGACGAGGAGUUGGCCUUGAGUUACUAUCUCUAACUACCUUCCGACACUUCUCUCAAAGGUUUCAACACUCUUGACCGUGGCAGAAAACGCUCACUAACACGCUUUCCUGACUUGAACUCUUAUUGGGUCACCUCUCUAUUUCCCUCUCAUCAUUUGACAUUUUUAUUUGUACAGGUCACUCAAAAUGAGCCAAAAUUUGGCGUACACUAGUAAGCUAUAUAAUCAGGUUAGGGGUCCUUCGGAAACUUCCUCUGCCCUAUAGUUUUUUCUGCUCUUCCGAAAUCAAAGGCUGAACUUUCAUUUCAACGGUCCCAGUUUUUUUUCAAUUUUCGCGGGCAUUUUCCUGCCAUAUCUGACAAAAACAGCACGUUUCCCAACGUCGCCAGCAUAGUCCUCACCUUCUGCGCACUCAUAUCUCACGCCGUCGGGAAAGCUAUUAUAAGACGUUCAUUUAAUAGAUCUGGCAAAUAGGUUCGGCGCAAACAUUACUAAUCAUCAGCGCAGCUCAUUUUUCCCAAAAAUUCCAGUUAGUUCAGCCGGCCGCAUCUCAUAAGCCAGCCCCCCUAUUCGACAUGCAUUGUCUACGUUUUUGGUUCCAAUACAAGCGGAAAAAUAUUUUUGCCAAGUUAGCUAAAAUACAUAAGGCUGGUAUCGUCGAAUGGCAUUUGGCAGCGAUGAGAAUUUGACAGCAACCAGCAGGUUCUUACGUGUGAUCCUAUUUUCCUUUUUCUUCUCUCCCUCAACCCAACAGUAUUCUAUAAGCAGUCCGUCUCAGGCGUUUUUCAGCGAGACAUCAUGGCCUACAGUGAUGGAUGCCAACAAGUUGGCUUUUGAAACGCGACAGACCGGUGGCUGUGGACGAAUGAUCAGGCCCAUGGGGAGUCCUGCCUUCUCUUCCAUUCCGCAUCAAACCGGAUGCACCCCCAACUCUAGCUUCGCUUACCGCAAUGGAUAUCAUUUCGGACACCAAAUACAACAACAGCCUUCAAUAUCUGGCUACGGGGCAUUAGGGCCCACCUCCAUUGUUUCAACGCGAGCACCCCCAGCAACGACAAUUCAUUCCACGGGAUAUGGGCGAGGUUAGCUUUAGUACUUUGAGAAACCAGUUUGCAAUAACCCCAAUAACGCCAUUUUCUUUGCAGAAAUAACUUCUCAUUGGAAAACAUAAGCACGCUGUAAUUUGUUCUGUCUACUGAACAAUUCAGAUGUGCAUUCACAAACUACAUUAAAGGGGCAACGUUUCCGGAAAUAGGAUCCACGGUAAAUCAGAUGGCCCAACAACUCACGAGAAUUAACCUAAAAAACCGACCCGAGAUGGGAAUUCUAAUGGCUUAAAUGAGUUCGGCAUGCACGCGUAAUUAACAGUAAGAUCGUUCGAACAAGUCAAAAAUGCUAUUUACAUACACUUUUGUCAUGCGCGGUACUCGUUUCAAAAGGGAGGAUUUUCCUGGCUGUAAAGAAAGUAGGCACUGUCCAGGAGAACCUUAUCCAAAUCUCGCCUUGUUUAAUUUCCGAGGAAAUUGAUGCGCGAACUUGUAGUUAAUUCUUCAGAACAUGCCUUUUCAGAGACGGUUCGUAAGUUGACAUUAAUAUGUGAGCUGAAAUCCACUAGCUCGAAUAUUCAUAUCAACGUCCGGACCGUGCCUGGAAAGGCCUAUUCCAAAGAACUUGCUCCGAGUACGUGCAUUUAUUUCCUCGGAAAUUAAACACGGCAGGGUGGAACUGGAGUUUAUGUACCAGAAAACACACGGGGAAGGCUGGUGAACCCACUGAUGAGCCGAACCCUUCGCAGCUGCGUCAGGCAACGGCAUAAAAUCAGAGAAACAGACGUGUCUGGGCUUUUAGUCAGUACUUCUGUUGUCAGUAUGGCAAAUAAUUGUAAAACUGUAUAUCCAAACCUGCCCUUUGUUUUGCAAUGUACACUUAUUGCGUUUACGUAUAUAUUCAUUUCACCUCUAGCAUUUCGCCCUAGGUUAUUGUAAAAGCCUGGGGUAAUACAUUCCGCUUUAGAUUUCUGUAAACUAUUGUUGGUUAACGUAGUGCAUAAUCGAGCCAGCCCCAGCAACGGUCCUUAUGAUGCCUUUGUGGUCUCUAAGCGGUGAGAAUGCACUCAGAGAGCUAUAAUCAUCAAGCCAAACCCCGAGUUGUAGGAGAAGACAGAAGUCACCAGAUUGGGGGAGGGGGGGGGGAUUAUUGAAUGCAGAACCUUGAGUUGUCCUCUCAGGCAGCAGUGGUCGCUGGCGAAUUCAGAGCUGGUGUUGACUGCGUCUAGUCAUGCCUAAGAGUUUGUUCGGCAGCUGCUUUUAUAGACUCGUGGGCCAAGCUCAAGUGGUAUCCAAUCGGUAUGUGUUGCAUUCGCCGAGGGAUGGUUCAAGUCGUUUAUGUUGUGUUUACAGGGAGGUGGUGUGUUCAAGUGGCACAUUGAUAUCUGCGAAUCAUUGGACACACUUGGGUCCGAGUUGAAGUCGGUCGAGUGGCUGCUUCGCAGCGCGUCUGGAACCGCUCGCUGCAAAAGCCAAUGAAAUUGACGCAAUGAGACCCUGAACAAGGACGCCAUACAUGGCCGCAAUGGCUGCCGGCAACACCCUACCCCUGGAGAUCUGUGAAACGGGAUAUGGUUGGCUUCAGCCAUUUACCUCCCUUGAUAAGAAGACCGCAUGUCGAAGGUCAAAAAAGCGUCUCAGCGCCCCGGCAGACAGUGUCAAGUCGAGUUCGCAGCUGGCCGCCUCUUCGUCAGGUUUAGCAAAGGAUGACUUUGAAACUAGGGCCGUAACAAUGUCCCCAGACCACUUCGGUCGGCUGUGGCCUAGCCUGCCGCAUAACUUGGCCAGAGAGUGCAGCGGACGAAGAGAUCAUUCGUCUCCGUUAGCUUUUCGAAAUUUAUAGCCACAGUAGAAAGUUCUGUUUUUCAGCGAGUGGAUAGGAGUAGGAAAGCCUGAGAUUUGCAUUCUGGUCUAGUUAGUCAUCGGGCUCGACGCUCCCCCAAUCCAGCCACAUGUGAUAGAGUAUUCGGGGUCACAUAACUUUGACGGCUACCUAUAGGUCAUGAUAAAAUAUCUGACUACUUUGGCUUUUACUUCUGAGCUGCAGCCCAGAGUCUCGUGAUUUGCCUUAAGUCCAGGUCUUCUCGAUUGGGACUGGAGUGUAGCCGGCUGAGGAUGGUAAAUAGAUCAAAUGUGACAACUUAGGUUUCUCUUGAUUUGUCAAUAAUUCUUUCUUGCUCGGUGGCGGCUCUUCUUGUACUACCCAUUCGCGUUGGCCUUGGUCGAAGUCUCCACGUCGGGGCACAGAUGUCCGUAUUUCGUCCUGUGGUCACGAUUGUGUGGUAUACGCUGACAAUUAUAAAGAAAAAGACUUGGGUUGAGGCGCACGGGACUCGACUUUCGUAGGGUCAGCUCCGAAGAAGUGAUAAACCUUUACGCGUAAUAACCACGGAAUACCCAUUCAACUAAAAAGCAUUGGCAUUGUGCGGUGAACACUCCCCACUCGACUAAAUUUGACGGGACAACGGGCCUGUGGCUCAGUGGUAGAGCGUCAAAAUCCCUAACGUUCUAUUAACAAGGAGUCCGGGUCCUAACUUCAAGGCCCUCAAAAUCUCGGACCGGGUAUGGCUGGCCGAUGACGGCUAAUAAGCCAGAAACGACCAGUUCCCUCUGUCCUUAUCAGUAAAGCACUAUCUGCAUAUAUAUGCAUGCUAAACGGGCGCGCGCCCAUCGCUUUGAAAAACUCACUCGUCCUGCUGUACCUUGAGGCUCUCUCUCUCGAGUCUCGACAGCAGCCGAACAGUGGCGCGUUAGAUGGACAGAAAACCAUUACCAGCAAAGACAAGGGAAACUGGAAUGGCCAUUUCUGGCUUGCUAGGCGUCAUCAGCCAACCAUACCCAGCUCCGAGGUAUGUCACCCCCGAGGCUCGAACUCGAGACCUGUUGGUUAGAAGUCUAACGCCCUAACCAUUAAGCCACUGACUUUUUGUCCUCUUGGCUGCGAUCGAGCAUAGUAACAAUGGUAGAGGGGCUUGCACCGAUCAUGUUGCAGUAAUUUUAUCCUGCAUAUAUAUGCGAACAUAUUCAUUCAGAAAUGGGCGCACACCUAUCCAUUGGCUUCCCGAAACAAACAAGCUUCUUAUGGGUGAUAGAGGUCAUAGUGCGCGCUCAUUCCUGAGUAAAUAAAUACCCGAUCUGCAGCGACAGAGAAUGACAGGUGGGAAGACACUGGUGAAGACUCGGUGAAGUACUUAUGAUACAUCUGGUAGAUUCCGGUAGUGAACCAGCUGUGCCAGGUGUGUCUGUGCGCAUGUUUGUGAUUCCGGUCCCAGCUGGUGGUUGGUUAUGAUGGACUGGGUGAAGGCAAAGAAGCCUGAAACAGUUCUCUAUCAGUCUACCCGCCCUCUGCGAUUUCAUCCUUCCCCGAAGAAAAAGAAAAGGAGGCGAGUUCAUUGUCUAGGAACUAGUCUCCUCUUCUAUGAACUGGGUCACAUGCAAUGCAUCAAAACGAAUUUUAUCAGUGUUCGCCACCUGGCAUUACCUGAUGGAAUAUUUAUUUGGGCGUAACCGUCGCAAAUGAAGUCCACGAGGAAUCUGAAAGUCACCGAUCGCUCAAAGCAUGCCACGAACAUUUGAAUCCUGCCGGCGGUGUUGCAUGUAAGGCCCUUUUAAGCACUCUGACGAACCAGGAGUCGUUUUGGCCUACAUACUGUCUUUUCGCCUCCUUCUAGUCCUAGUCUACUUUUCCGACGGUUAGGGCUGCCUCUCCCCUCUUCUACGUGUUUCGUGUCUGAAUCGGUAAUUACACACCCUACUGUGUAUGCCUGCUCAAAGUGACAAGUUGCGACAGCAGGGCUUGGGUGGCGGCUACCAUGCGUCGGAGGUCGCCUUCGUACUCCUCUUUCCCUCCCUCCCCCCGCCCUUUUUGCGAUCGACAAUUGUUUAUCCGAAGGCGUGCGCGCAGGUGCAUGAGAGAUGAAGGCAUCCCCCCCCCGCGCACUCACACGCAGCGAUUUACGCCCAGUUGUUUAAUUAUGGAUAGGAAGUAGGCUAGAAAAAGUGCACUCACACGCACACACGAUUACGCACAAAAAGUGUUUCCUCUUUUUGGUGGCGCGUCUCCAAUAGCCUGAGUACCCGUUUUCGAUUUGUAUCAACCAAGUUCUUCCCCUCCUACACCUCAACCAACCAAUGGCGUCCAUUAACGUACGCCCGGCUUGAGAAGGAAGAAGAAACACAGGGGACAGGCGAAGGAGAAGGGCGAGAACGGGGACGUUUGCUGUAAGACUAGAAUAAUAGAGCGAGGGGGCAGGUGAGACGGUGGAGAAGGCGUGCGUGGAUGGGAAAGGUAAGAAUCAGCGGAAAUUGCUAAAGGAAACGAAAAAAGAGAAGAAAAUGUGGGAAAAAAGGACGGAUGACAGGGGUGAGGCAUGGAGGGUGACGAGAGAGGCGCGGAAGUCAACGAAAAAGAGCCAUGCACCUUGGUGCAGUCACCGGAACUCCCAAUCCAAAGCCUGGUGCAUCAUGGGGCUUUACUUUCGGCAGGCACAAGCAGUAAACGGCUUCAAUAUCUUGGAAGAGGUUUGAGUCAGCGACUGCACAUAAUCCGAACUCAUGGGCAAAUAUCUUGCCUAUAAAUGUCGCCUCAUUUCGAGGAGUAUCUUUGGUGAUUUGCCAAUUGAUCUCCGUCCAAGUGGACUUUAUAGUGCGGUGUUUAGUGCAUGAAGGAAAGACAAAACGACGUUCGUCAACUGGUCACUGUUGCGACUAGUGAAGGCCGCUAAAUAGUCAGUCGCAUCAAUCUUAGCCUGUGAAAAUUGCUAGAUCGGUUUAAAGUUCCGCAAUAACCAGUCUCUAAACCGAUGUCCAAAGGGAUGGAUUUGACUUUACUCACUCAUACCCUAUCAACAUCUGCGGAACCCUCCUUGGGGUCAUCGGUGUGGCAGCCACUGCUAGUCGCUUGAAUAAGAAUGGUGCUUAAAAUUUACUGUAUCAGCCGCAGCUUCAAACUGGCUUCACAAAUAUUCCCUUCGCUAGUGCAGGCAGUGAAAAUAAUCUUCACAUGGUAAACGGAGGAAUAAAAAUGGAACCACUAGUUACCCGGUGAGCAUUAUUUUUUCCGACAAGCACUAUAAUGCUAGUGUACGGAAGGAAAAUGGGGUAAACGGAGCCCUCCAUAAGUAUCCCCAACUUCCUUUAUUUGAAAACACGCACAUGCCAAAUUAAGAAAACAUGUUUCUGACCUUGCAUGUGUGAGUUUGUGUCAGAAUACUGAACUUCGCCCAUCGACCGGAGCACCCGGUUUUUGGCUAACUCAAUAACUAGUAGUUCAAUAAAUGGGAGGUAGGUGGUGGGCUCUCAGUGUCUGUCCGGUACCUACGUCGGAUCCUUAUUUGGCAUCAAGCUUCGGUGUCGAGAACAGAUGGACGCGCUCCCAAGAGGACAGGGGACUGAGAAUGUUUGCCAUAGUCCCGUAGUGAUAGUCCAGAUGAUUCCAGUUUCUUUUAGUAAGACAGGAACAUUUGCACGCAUACCCCCACACGUAUUCAUGGAAACAUAUGUUAUUUUUGAGCAGACUGCAUUGCGGAGUGUCCAGCAAGCCUAUAGAAUAUGAAGCGGAAGAAAAAUAUCAGAAGAGGUGGUAUAAGUAGCAGAAAAGAUGGUUCUUUACUUCCCCCUCCCAGUUCAGCUAAUCUGGGUUCGGCGGUGGGAACGGGGAAGGAUGAAAGACAAAGGCGCCAAACCGAGGCUUACAGAAGUGUCCUCCCACUAUUGGCUGACCCCCUUCGACAUAGUAUUCGCUCUCGGUCGUAGUGACGAGGGUGAAUGAUGUUGAUGGUAUACGAGGCCGUUUUUCUUUACCACCACUACUAAAAACGUUGCGUUCCCCUCGACUUUUUCUGUCCCCCGCGCCUCAUCAGCGCGAGAGUGGUCAACUUCAUGUACAGUACGCACUAAAGCUCUCGAAGCUUGAGUUGUUUGAGGCUCGAAGCAAGUAAGAUGAUCGAUUCAACGACGGCGCUCUUUCAAGACUCCCAAGGAGUAGAGGGGAGUCCUUACACAAGCACAAAGAAACUGUUUCAAGAAAAUGCUCUACCAAGCAGAUCGUUUUGCACUCUUUUGAUACGAUCUGCUGCCAAUUGAGAUCUCCUAAGUGCAGAUCUGCGACUGUCUGAAUAACUCGCUUUUCUCUUUGAUCAUUUUUCUCCCACAGUAAAAAUCUAUGGCUUUACAGAUUCCCCGCUCUUUGCGGUGCUAGAAUCUGCUCUUGAUUAUCUUAUGUCUAUUCUCCAAAAGUUCAGUUAGGUUACAUAAUAGACCCAUUUCCACAGUGUGACGCCAGAAAUAUGUUGUUGCCUGCUCGCUUAUAUAAUUGAGCGCGAUGCUCAGGAAAAUAACUUCGAUAUAGUCAUAUAGUUUUGUCCGUUCUCCUACGAAACUGGGAUCGCGAAGGCAACGGUUGGAUUCAAUAAACUUCGGCUCGGCCGUUGCCUAAUGGUGUUAAUUUAACUUCUAAUAAUUUUUAUUGGUCUCCAGUUUCCAUCAUAACGACUCAAUUACUGUGGUCUUAUCUAAUGCGCCGUUUAUAGACGAAUAUCAAACCCUGGAUCCGCCUAUUGCAACAAACCACCGUAUGUCCGAGGGUGAGGCCUACUACCGAACUACACAGCACCUGAACAAUGAAAUGCAUCCUACGGUGCGGUCGCUGGAUCCAGAAGAAGGCGACUAUCACCGAAUGCUUGUUACUAGCGCGGUCGACAUGGAGACUAGAUUCCAGCCGAUGCCGACCGUAGCAUUCGCUUCACAAGGCCAUUUAAAUGGUGAUCAGGUCAGUCCCAAAAGCCUAGACUUGAAGAAGCACUUCCCCAGCGAGACAGAUGAGGAGACAAAGGACUUGAAUCCAAUCCAACUUGACUCAAAGUCAAUCAAGGCGCGAACUCUCAACUUUCCCAAAGCGACAUUUGUAUGA